UCAUGAGUCACAUCGCGUUAACACACAGAGUCCCCAAGUAGUAAUCUUUGCCACAAAUCGCACAGACAGCCAUCUAUAUCCCUCAAUCUCUCACUGACUGAAAAAAGACAACGGCCGGCCCUUUGACUGUGAGUGGUCAUGCCCACCCCCGUCCAUCGCUCGGCUGGCCACUGACUGAGUGUAUCCUACAGCGCAUCGGUAGCAAAAAGUGCCCGCACCAAAGUCGCCCCCCCCCACACACACACACGACCACCCGAGAGGGGCAUGCAUGGCACACAACACACAUGAGAAAGAAACCACACACACACACACACACACUCAGGCCGUUCCUCCACUUGGAGGCCCCAAACCCUGAGUGCGUGCCGUGCACAUGAGCAAACAGCACUGGCGGACACCUGCCUGCCCACCGAGACACACAUCACAUUCAGACGGCCGCCGCAAGAGAGGUGCCUCCACCUCCACCACCCAGCUGGUCAUCGUCAGCUGGCUGCAGUGGGUUGCCGAUCACCUCGGGCGCCACGCUGAUGGCGUAGCUGUCCUGCCGGUGACUGCCAGAGAGCCGCAGCACGCGAGCCAACGACAGGAGCCUCGCCGCGCCCCCGCUCCCACUCCCGUUGCCGAUGACCACCCGCCGCCGCUGCCGCCUCAAUCUUCUCUCUCGGCGCCUUCUCCUUCGCGCGCGUCGCAGCCAGCGAAUGCUGAAAAGCCCCCACACAAAGGCCGUCUGCUGCUGCUGUUGAUGGUGCUGAUGUUGUUGCUGCUGCUGCUGCUGCUGGUUGGCGGCUGUGGUCGCUGUCGAGAAGAGGGAGAGGGUCCUGAGAGGGUGUCUGCGACAUCGCCUGUGCACAAGGUAGCAGAACUCCCCCAUCGCCAUGGACACGCUGUCGAGGAACCGGUCGAUUCUGCUGCACGAGGCAGAGAGGUAGGGCCCCCGGGCAGGGAAGAACGAGUUGUCGCUGCCCUGACGCUCGUUGGUGAGCGAUGAUGAGCGGGCAGAGGGCGGGGCGAACCAUGAGGCGUCGGUGGGCGACGCGAGGGACUGGGCGAUGAACCAUGAGUGCAGGCAGCUGUAAAGGACCAGGAAGACCACCAUGAACGGCAGGGCCACUUGGCCGUACUUCCACCUCAACACACGCACGCACACCCACACACACGCAUCAACGUCUCCCUCUCUUCUCUCUCUCUCUCUCUCUCUGACUCUCUGUUUCUCACGUGAAAAAUGCCGCCGAAUACGCCGCGAGAAGCGAGACCCACCGUGCCGUCCACACUAGGCCGAACCCCGAGUUGAGCACGUGUGAGGAGUAGUGUUGCGUGCCGUCCCCGCUGCUGCCGCCCUCAUUCUUGAAGAACCUCUUGAGCCAGCACAGAGGGUAGAGCCGGGCGAUGUCGAGCUCGAUGUCCCAGAAGAGCAUGGCGCCCGUGUAGAAGAAGAAGUAGACCAGGUCGAAGGACUGACCCAGGUGGGCCGGCGUCAGGGUCAGACCUGACGAGACGAAUGAAAAAAGACAGCAACGAGAGCACACCCAUAUGCGUGUGUGUAUGUGCCAUGCCAGCCAGAAGUCCAAUCCAGGUUCCCUCACUCACCGAAUCGCGCAAUGGCGAAGUAGUGGAGAUACUCCAUCACAGCCAGGGCCGUCAGCAUCGUCAUCUCACGCGAACCACUGCCAGUGACAAAACCAGGCCACCCUCGCGUCAGCCGGAGGAACGAUACCCUUAGCCGCAGGGCGACCAACGACACGAAGGCGAUGGCGUACUGGAGGGCCAGGCGGGUGCUGCGCGGGGAGGGUGCGGGGGCGGCGCACUGGCCUUUGUGGAAGUCAGUGUAGGUGCAAUGGGGGGGCAGCCUCUGCGCGGUUAGCCAGAAGAUGGCCGUCAGCAUGUAGAGAACCAGGUGGCAAAGCGUCAGCCAUGAGCGGACCUGAGAGAGAGACAACACAAACCAACCAGCGAGUUUGAUGUGUGUGUGGCGCUCGUUGGAAUGCAUUGGUCUCUCAUGACACGCAGUCAGUCAGAUUCACUCACCAGUGGGAUCUUGGGCAGCCACUGCGGCACGGAAGGCGCAGUGCACCCCGCCACUCGGUCCCACUUGCGCGCCAUCCGCCGAGAGGCCAUCGCCACACUCACCAUCCCCCCCACGACAGCCACAAGCGCCGCACCAAACACACCAACCGCCACAAAGAGAAGCGCAUCAGCAGCCCACGGCGCCACGAGCAUCGCCAGCAGCACCACCAACCACACACCGGCACCCAGCCCCCUCAUCCCCAGCUGAAAGGCCCAUAUGUCAGUGCUGACCACCUUUUCCUGCAGGGCACCGCGGUCCUUGUGCAGGCACCUCCGCUUCAGCCUGGAUAUGUGGUCCGUCCACAGUAUCUGAAACAUGGCCGGGGCGUCCUCGAGGGAUCUGGUGAGCUGCCUGAGCUGCGGGGUGCACUGGGACAGACGCAGCAGGUCCAGUGGCGCACAAAACCGCAGCAAGGUCUCCUUCAGCCCCUCCGUCUGGACGACGCCCUCGAAGUUCACGUCGCUGUCGCUGUCGCUGCGGCUGUUGGCAGAUGGGGGCUGUGCCGCAGCCUGUGCGUCCUGUGGUUGGGGUGCAUUCGCCGUCAGUGCAUGCUGCUGUGCGGAUGGCUGUGACAUCGGUGUGCCUGUCGGACGGAGGCCCCUCAUGCUGACGCGGCAGAAGUAAGACGAGCGACGGAGCCCAGUGCGGAUGCGCGCGCGCGAAGAUGAUCUUCGCUCCAU
Vitrella brassicaformis is the source of this 2742-nucleotide messenger RNA. NCBI's taxonomy places the organism in Eukaryota, Vitrellaceae. The record is from the annotation of a GenBank genome assembly.